AUGUCGAUGCGAAAGAAAAAGUUGAACAAUCGUGCACCCCCAAAUUAUGAACAAGGUAGCUCACUGAUUACGCUAAGAUGUCAUUGUGGAGGGUUGAUUUUUUACACUCCUCAAUCACAUUAUCAGGGUGGAGAUGUAUGUGUCCUUGAUUACGUUGAGAGUAUAGGUUUGAGUAUUUUUGAAGUGGAUAGAUUGAUUGAAGCUGCUGGUGUCUUUGGUCACAAAGUGUACUAUGUUCACCAACUUGGCUAUGAUCCUUAUGAGGUUAAUGAGAAUGAAGGCCCUAGUAAUGGUAAAGAUAUAAUUGCAAAUCAUGGCCAUGAAUGGGGAGGGAAUGAUAACAAUGAAGCUGAUUCAUCCAGUGAAUCUUUCUUCUCAGCAGUAGAUUCUGAUUAUAAUCAAAGUGAAGAAGAUGAUGCUGAUUUCAAUGAUAACAAAGAUAAAAAUGUUGAAUGGUUGAGUGUAGAACACUAUAAAGAAUUGCAAACUAAUUCGGCAAAACAAGGACAGGUUGAAGCUAAUUUGGUUCAACCUGAAGAUGAUGAUGUAGCCUCUGAUUCUGAAUCAGAUUUUGAGAAUAUGCAUGGGCCUGAUGAUGAAAAUGAUAGUAAUAGGUGUGUUGUGUUCAAUCCCAAGCACAUGGAUAAUCCAAAAUUGAAAUUAAAGAUGUUUUUUAGUACCAUCAAAGAGUGCAAGUUAGCUAUUAUAAACUACAGUGUGAGACAGGGUAGGCUUUGUAAAUUUGUGAAGCAGGAUUUGGUUAGAUUGAGGUCAAAAUGCAGAAGUGAAGGCUAUAAUUGGCAGAUCUAUGCUAGAAAAUUGGGUGGAGAAGGAAGUGUGCAAAUUAGAACAUUUGAGGACAUUCACAAAUGUGGCUUUACCUAUGAAAAUCCACUUGUAAAUUUUGGAUGGGUUGGUAGAAAGUACUGUGAGAAGUUUAAAUCCAAUCCUAAGGUAGAUGUGGAGCAUUUUAGAAAAAUAGUGAUGAAGGAUAACAAAUGCUCCUUCACAAAAAAACAAACAUAUAGGGCUAGAAAAAAGGCUUUGGACAUUAUUCAUGAUAGUGAAAGUGACCAAUACCGCAAGUUAGGAGCCUACAUGCAUGAAAUUCAAAAAUCUAAUCCUGGUAGCUCUAUCAUAUUAAAAACUGUGGAUGGCACUUCAAACGGGCAGCAAAUUAAGGUUCCAAAGACUUUACUUGUGUUUUCAUGGAGUGAAACAAGACUCUUUAGGAACAGUAGGGGGGUUUUAUUGAUUGCUGUUGGACUAGAUGCUAAUAAUAGCAUUUUUCUAGUUGCAUAUGCUGCAGUUGAGGGUGAAAACAAGGAAUUCUGGACAUGGUUCUUCAAUUUACUUAAAGAGGAUUUGAAAAUUGAGAGAGAUUAUGAAUGGACUAUCAUGAGUGACAAGCAAAAGAGACUAAUUCAAGCUUGUGGCCAUGUUUUUCCAAAUGCAGCUCAUAGGUUCUGUGUAAAGCACUUACACAACAACUUUUCUACUUCUGGGUUCAAAGGUGAAGCUCAAAGGAGAGCAUUGUGGGCUGCUGCAAAUGCAACUACACCAGCAGAAUUUAUUAGGAAAAUGGAAGACAUGGCAGCAAUUGACUUGGAUGUUGCCAAGUGGUUUGAUGAUAAACCACCAUCUCAAUGGAGUAGAGCUCACUUUAGCACCUAUUCAAAGUGUGAUGUCCUAUUGAAUAAUAUUUGUGAGUGUUUCAACAGUAGAAUUUUGGAUGCUAGAGAGAAGCCAAUCAUUGAAAUGAUGAAAUUACUAAGGCUGUAUAUGAUGCAAAGAAUGCAGUAG
Coffea arabica (coffee) is the source of this 1803-nucleotide messenger RNA. The record is from RefSeq and is a predicted model, not a curated record. Lineage: Eukaryota; Viridiplantae; Streptophyta; Magnoliopsida; Gentianales; Rubiaceae.